Molecule: messenger RNA, 2400 nt
Organism: Polistes canadensis
Lineage: Eukaryota; Metazoa; Arthropoda; Insecta; Hymenoptera; Vespidae
Gene: Nhe3
Product: sodium/hydrogen exchanger 7
Exons: 14
Coding region: 47-2116 (689 amino acids)
Biological process (GO): sodium ion transport; proton transmembrane transport; regulation of pH
Cellular component (GO): membrane; recycling endosome
Molecular function (GO): sodium:proton antiporter activity
Source: RefSeq, a predicted model, not a curated record
GGUUAUACUGAUACCAUCUACGUUAGAAAAUAUUAUAAAAGUGAAGAUGGCAAUAGAGUGUGGUAUACGUAUUUUAUUUUAUAUCAUUUUCUCUGUUUUCAUAUUAAAUUCAUGCGACGGUGCAGCGACAGAUAUUGAAUUAGAUGCUAAGGCUCAAUUAUUACAUAGACUCGAUAGUUUGAAUCUUCUUCUUUAUACAUUUUUGUUAAUAUUAACUGUAUUAACUAUAUGGACAUUCAAGCAUCGUCGACUAAGAUUCCUCCAUGAAACUGGUUUAGCCGUCAUUUAUGGAUUGAUCAUAGGUGCAAUCAUUCGUUAUGGAUUUACAACAAAUAGUGCUAUACUACAUAUGCCAGUUGUACCAGAUAACAGUAGUAAAUAUAAUCAGUCAGUACCUCCAGAUACAUUAUGGUUGCGUUUUCCUGAAGACAAAGGUGGUGGUUUAAUUAAAAAUAAAACAUUCGCUUAUACUUUUCGUGGAGAAAUUUAUAAGGAAGACAAUGAGAUUGAUUUGAAGGCUACUUUUGAUCCAGAAAUAUUCUUUAAUAUUAUACUGCCACCAAUCAUUUUUCAUGCUGGAUAUAGUUUGAAACGGAAAUAUUUCUUCAGAAAUUUAGGAGCAAUUUUAAUGUAUGCUCUGCUUGGAACAUCGAUAUCAGCAUUUGUCAUUGGAGCAUUGAUGUAUGCGUUCAUACAAUUGAUACCGCAUCUUUCUACAUCGUUUACAUUUUUGGAUACUUUAUACUUUGGUGCUCUAAUAUCUCCAACAGAUCCACUGACAAUAAUUUCUAUUUUUAAUGAUCUGCACGUAGAUGUUAAUUUAUAUGCUUUGGUAUUUGGAGAAAGUGUACUUAAUGAUGCAGUCGCUAUUGUUCUCAGUGGCUCGAUACAAAAUUAUGCUGAACGUUAUCAGUCUGGAUCAGGAGGAUUCGAAACGGUAGCAUUCUUCCAAGCAUUUGGCGAUUUUGUUGGUAUUUUUAGUUUAUCUCUAUUCAUUGGUGCUACCAUGGGAUGUAUUACUGCAUUGUUAACUAAAUUUACUAGAGUUAGAGAUUUUCCUCUCUUAGAAUCAGCUCUAUUUGUCUUAAUGUCCUACAGUACAUUUUUAAUUGCAGAAGCUUCAGAUCUUACAGGUGUGGUUGCUGUUUUAUUCUGUGGCAUUUGCCAAGCACAUUAUACAUAUAAUAAUUUAAGUCCAGAUUCUCGUCAACGAACGAAGCAUCUGUUUGAAUUAUUAAAUUUCUUAGCUGAAAAUUUUAUAUUCAGUUAUAUCGGUGUAUCGAUGUUUACCUUUCCAAAACAUCACUUUGAUCCAGGCUUCAUCUUUGCUGGCUUUUUUUGUGCACUCUUAGGUCGUGCUGCCAAUGUUUAUCCUUUAUCAUUCAUAUUGAAUUUAGCACGAAAACCAAAAAUUUCAAUGAAUUAUCAACACAUGCUUUUCUUUGCUGGUUUACGUGGAGCUAUGAGUUUUGCUCUUGCGAUUAGAAAUACUGUGUCUGAUGCUAGACAAGCUAUGCUAACUACAACAAGUUUAAUUGUAAUCUUGACAGUGAUUUUACAAGGCGGUGCAACAACUCAAUUCUUAAGUUGGUUCAAUAUACCCGUUGGUGUAGAUGAAGAAAUAGAAGGAUUAUCACAAAAUGGAGUACGUAGUGUGUACAAUUCACUGGACACCAUGGAGUCUGGUGGCGAAGGUGGCUUUGGCGAUCUGGACAUGCGUAGGGAAAGAAGUCCUCCGUAUAAUUCUAUGCAGGAUGGAUCAGUGCCAACCAGUGCAAAACCUAAUGAGAAAGCAUUGCUCGCUAGAAUAUGGGGUGAUUUUGACACACGAUAUAUGAAACCACUAUUAACACACUCUAGGCCUACCUUGUUAGAAACAUUACCAGUGUGUUGUGGUCCAUUAGCAAGGAUUCUUACAACGACGCAACAAAUGACACAGGAUGAUGUUUCAAGAAAAAUUGAUUCAGAUUCUGACUUUUGUCUGGAAGAUCGUGAAAUGGAACGAAGAAGGAUGAACGUACAGCCGCUGGGAACAGUGACAGGAGAAGUUAGUCCGGGACCAGUACCACUGCAUACACGCGUCGCCCUGCCAGGUUUGAUCGGCAGACAUUUAUAAAAAUUACUUAAUAUUGAAAAUUACUUUAAUCUCUCGCUAAUGUAUAUUAUUAAAUGUGCAACGGACAAAAAUAUGUUAUUUUAAUGAAUUCAUAACACUUAAACAAAAGAAAGUUUUAAAGUUCUCUAUUGCCAAAACGAAAACACUGCUUAUGUCCGAUCCAAUUUUUAUUGGAAAAGCUUCUAUAAAAACUAUUUCCUAAAACAAUAUUUCAUUUUAAAAUGGAAAAGAAGAAAAGACAACAAAUUUCGUUUAGAAUAUAAUUGUAAAAAAUAAAAGAAAAA